GUCUCCAGCCUUGUUUUGGGCUUCCAUUUCCCCUCUUCUCGUUAUCAUCCAGUCCAGCAGAGCCCGCAUCGGUGAGGAGAUGAGCAGCCCCCGCAGCCGCCGCUCGUCGGCGGCGCCGCCGGAGGACGAAGACCUCCUCUCAGAGAUCCUCGUCCGCCUCCCCCCGCUGCCAUCCUCCCUCCCCCGCGCAUUCCUCGUCUGCGAGCGCUGGCGCGGCAUCGUAUCCGACGCCCGAUUUCUCCGCCGCUUCCGCCUCCACCACCGCCGCAACCCUCCGCUCCUCGGCUGCUUCGUCGAGGACAUCUCCCCCGUCCGUUUCGAGCCUACGCUAGAGGAUCGCGUGCCGCAAGCCCGCUUCCCCUUUCCCAUCACCGCCGUACACACCUACGUGAUCCUCGGAUGCCGCCAUGGCCUCAUGCUCAUCUUCCUCUGGCGGCGGAACCAGCUCCUGGUGUGGGAUCCCGUCACCGGUGACCGGCACCACCUAGACGUCCCCCCAGGGUUUGACAAUGAGGAGACCAGGAUCAAAGGAGGGGUGCUUCGUCCUGCCGGAGUUGCCCACCACUUCCAGGUUGUCUUGGUGGGCAACAGCGACAUACAACUUACACAGGCUGUGGCCUCGGUGUACUCGUCGGAGACCGCUCUAUGGAGUAAUCUCCUUUCGGCGCCGCUUCCGGCCGACGAUCCUGAUGUAGUCACCAGGGUUUACCAUGACAUGUGCUCCGUGAUGAUUGGGAAUUCCCUGUACUGGUUCCUUAUAGGGAAUUUCUGUGGAAUACUUGAAUUCAAUUUGGAUACGCAGAGCCUUAGUGUCAUACAUGCGCCAGUGGACGUCGAUGUCAACACUUGCUCCGUCACGGUUAUGCGGGCGGAGGGUGGUGGCCUUGGUUUCCUCUUCCUGUCGGACUACUGCGUCCAAGUAUGGAAGAGGAAGACGGACUGUGAUGGUGUAGCUUCAUGGGUGCUGGGAAGGACUGUUGCACUAGACAAGCUACUUUCCAUGAAUUCAGAGGAGGGGAGUCAGAGCCCGAGGAUACUCGGGUUUGCUGAGGACAACAAUGUGGUGUUACUGUGGACAUUUAUCGGCGUCUUCAAAGUCCAUUUUGAAUCAUUGCAGUCUAAAAAACUUCUCGAAUCCUACCGCUUUUACCGCUGGUUUCACUAUUAUCCAUUUGAAGCUGUCUAUACUGCAGGUACCAAGCAUUACAUUUCCAUUGUCUGGGAUGCAGAAAUGGACUAUUUGCUGUCGGUUCUUCCAUUCUGCAAUAUUCAAACUGGCAGGAAGAGAAAUGAACUUGCUUGA
Messenger RNA from Triticum urartu, 1303 nucleotides. NCBI's taxonomy places the organism in Eukaryota, Viridiplantae, Streptophyta, Magnoliopsida, Poales, Poaceae. The record is from RefSeq and is a predicted model, not a curated record.